AUGGAGGGACAGGGUGGUGAUUCCAGCCACCAGCAGCAGAGGCCCAGGGCCGUGAGGCUGGUGGAAGCCAGGGCCAAUGACCUGUGCCAGGUCCUGUGCAGCCUGCCCUACGAGUACAAGAUAGUGAUCGCGGGCAACCACGAGCUGACCUUCGACCAGGAGUUCAUGGCUGACCUCAUCAAGCAGGACUUCUACUACUUCCCAUCGGUGUCCAAGCUGAAGCCCGAGAACUAUGAGAAUGUGCAGUCCCUGCUGACCAACUGCAUCUACCUGCAGGACUCCGAGGUCAACGUGCGCGGCUUCCGCAUCUACGGCUCCCCCUGGCAGCCCUGGUUUUAUGGCUGGGGCUUUAACCUCCCGAGAGGCCAAGCGCUGCUGGAGAAGUGGAACCUCAUUCCUGAAGGCGUGGACAUCUUAAUCACCCAUGGACCACCGCUGGGCUUCCUGGACUGGGUCCCCAAGAAGAUGCAGCGCGUGGGCUGCGUGGAGCUACUCAACACGGUGCAACGGCGCGUCCAGCCGCGGUUGCACGUCUUCGGCCACAUCCACGAAGGAUACGGUGUCAUGGCGGACGGGACUACCACCUACGUGAAUGCGUCCGUGUGCACUGUGAACUACCAGCCCGUGAACCCACCCAUAGUCAUCGACCUCCCUACACCCCGGAACUCCUGACUGCUCCCUGCAGCCCAGCCCUGCCUGCCCAAGCCAACUACACACAUCUGGUCCACAGCACAGACCUCCCCCACCCUUCCUGCUGCUCAGAACAGCUCAGCAGACCCGGCUGGCUGUGGGGAUGGGCUGAGGCCGAGCCCCCUGACUCUUCAGCCUCCUGUGCCCUGAAGCUGGACCCCUGUGGGGUCCUGCCCGGGUUUGCACACAUCACCAUUUUCUGCGUGGACCAUAGAGGACGCCUAGCUCAUGGCUCGCCCCGACUGGAGGGUGGCUGAACCCUCAUCCUUCCCUGUGGGACAGCCUUGUGGGUUCAAGAAGCCGCUGCCCUUGGACCCCCUUGGCUGCGUCUGGGAAAUUCUAACAUGAAACCACCCUCUCACCAACGUCUCAGUGGCUGAAGCCCCGGGAGGGGUUUAGGAUUAAGGACCGGAGGGUAAUUUGUAGCCUGUGCUCCUACUUCCCUCCCUCUCCUGGGCGGGAGGGGCUGUUCGGGACAUCUCAGGGAGCCGGGCCACAUCUGGCCGGGUCACCAGUGAUUGGCCUCCUCUUGUCUCCCCUUUCCCUCCUGGGUCCUUUUGGGUGACUUUAACAGUGGCCUGAGCACCCCGGGCACCCCCUGGGGCCCAAAUUUGCAGGCAGCUGAAAAGAAUGAGUGAUCAGAGGGUCCAUUUAGGACUGGCCAAAGGCGCCAGGGUCUUGGGGAGCAGAGCCCCUGGCUCUGAGAGAGGCUGCACAGCUUUGGGGGACCCCAUGUCAGGGCUGAGGGUGGGCAUGGGGGAGGUCUGCAGGCUCAGGCAGCCAGGCCGGACAUACACACCUGCAUGUAUGGGACACACGCGCACCUUAAUUAAAUGACAGACACCCAUAUCGGCAGAGGCUUAACUGGCUCCAAAUGCUUGUGGUCCCAGCAUCAGGGGACACUGGUGGGGCAGAGCCCCGCCUCCAGCAACCUCACCUGCACGGGCAGCUCUGGCUUCCUGGCCUGUAAAUUAGGACGGGGGCAAGGCAGGUGUUGUGUCUGGGGGAGAGGGAACGAGAGGCGGAGUUAGGGAGGCAGGGUCCGGCGGGCGCAGGGCCAUGUUCUGGGUUUAAAAUGGUGACAUUUCGUUCAUACCUGGGUCUUCUUUUUCUGCCGCAGCCUUUGAUUUAAGCCCCUUGCGUUCAGAUCUGUGCCAGGGUCCUUGAUUCCUGAGUUGCAGACCCGAGAGGGACCGCUCGCCAGCUGCCCACCUGCCCCAGCCUGGGAACCAGCCAGCCCCAUUUUGCACGAGCCCUGGCAGAGUAGGACUGCUCACUGCAAGGUCAGCAGUUCAAAACCACCAGCCGCUCCAAGGGAGAAAGUUGAGGCUUUCCACUCCCUGAAAGAGUCACCCGCAGGGGCUGUUGUAGCCUGUCCUAUAGGGUCCCUGUGAGCCGGCAUCCACUCGAUGGUGGGGAGAGAUUUGGCUUUGCAGGGGUCAUCUCAUUUCACGCUCACGCACUGCCCUGCGCCAUGGGACUGAAGGUCCCCACUUCAGAAGGGAGGUGCGGCGAUGGUGGCCAGAGAGGAGCGAGAACGUGCCUUAGGGCACAUAGCACAAAAGGAGCAGAGUCAGGAUUUGAACCGUGGUCUCUGGCUCCGGAUCCUCCCUUUGGCCAUCACCCCAAACUCCCUCGGGACGGGACGCACAUCUACAUGCUUACUCCCACGGGCUCUUUAAAACACGGUGUCUUAAGGGCCCCCCCAACCCCACUUUGGCUCCUCUCUUAUAGAACAGCCCUAGAGCCCCAGAACCUCCCCAUCUCUGAGACCAGCACCCUGCCAUCUGGGAGAGCCCGGCUCACUCCAGCCUCUCCUCCAAGGGCCCCCAUUACCCCAGGCCCUGCUUGACCCAGGCCAGCGUUGGGGUGCGGGGGGUCAGGCUGCCUGGCUGAGGGGGUUCCUGGGACUGGGAUGUUUACAGGGUCUCUGGGGAGCCCCUCAGACUCGCCCCACGUGUGAGCACACGCCUAGCACACACACAACACCCCGGCCUCCAAAUGUCGGCUCUGAAUUUCUUCGUUGGGGGGGACCAAGAACUAUACGCUUCAGAAAAGACAAGAAAAGGGAAAAGCAAAGAGGACGUUUUCCUAAGGAAUCUCCAGAAUAUGGUGUAUUUUUACGUGGAGAAGAAGAGCUGUGGAGGCAGCUGUUCCUUUAAGAGAAAAGCGCAUCCGAGGCCUUGAGGGACGAGGGACGGCACCCCGCUUCUCAGUCAGUGUGGCAUCACUUGUUCGUGGCUGUAAUUUCCUUUUUUUGUCAAGCAUGUUAGACAAUAAAGUCUUUAUAAAAAGAGCGA
Echinops telfairi (small Madagascar hedgehog) is the source of this 2990-nucleotide messenger RNA. It is a transcript of the gene MPPED1, whose product is annotated as metallophosphoesterase domain containing 1. The transcript has 5 exons. Lineage: Eukaryota; Metazoa; Chordata; Mammalia; Afrosoricida; Tenrecidae. Gene Ontology annotation, molecular function: hydrolase activity. The record is from RefSeq and is a predicted model, not a curated record. The coding region runs from base 1 to 672 and encodes 223 amino acids.